This is a messenger RNA of Cylindrotheca closterium, 732 nucleotides long. NCBI's taxonomy places the organism in Eukaryota, Bacillariophyta, Bacillariophyceae, Bacillariales, Bacillariaceae. The record is from the annotation of a GenBank genome assembly.
AUGGGAAAGUAUACAUCUUUGAAGGUUGUCUCAACGGCUGCUAAGAAAGCAGGCGGAUCAAAAUCUAAGUCGGGUUCUACCUCCAAAAAGAGCGGAAAGAAACAAUUGGAAAAUGCAUCCUCUGUUGAUUUACGUCAACCUAAAGAUAGAGAUCCCAAGAUCUCCAACGAUUCCGGAACCCAAGAAGUGAUCGACACAUUGCGCCCACUGAUUGACUUCGGGCUCUCAACUCAAGAUUUAGUCGCUAUCGGCAAUGACAAGAACUCUACUCAGAUAGAGUUUGGAAAUCACGUUUUUACGAAAUGGAUCGACGACCACAACGCCCGAUGGUCUCAAGCCCUUCCCAGGUUCGAUAGCCCUUUCCAGGACUUCUAUGCUAAGUUCUCGGUCGAAGUCCGGGUUAAUAUGAUCUUCGACGAAUACGAUAACGACUGGCAACGCGUGUUGGCCUUUUUGAUUUCGAUUUUUGAGGAUGACGACAAGAACACGGAAUAUAUCUGGGGAGUGAGAGCGAUUGCUCUACAGGUCGCCCAACAAAUUCCUUUCUCCUUUUUCGAUAUUGGUCUUUUGGGUGAUUCGACAAUUCAACAGGAUGACUUGUACUUCUGUCGUGACGAUUCUAACCCUCGCUUACGACAAGAGACACCUUUGGUACAAUUUUGGUUGAUCUGUGCUACCAUGUUCGAUCAUCCUUGGACUAUGAUGUUUGACGAAUUUCUAGAGGUGACUCCU